Molecule: messenger RNA, 783 nt
Organism: Cyphellophora attinorum
Lineage: Eukaryota; Fungi; Ascomycota; Eurotiomycetes; Chaetothyriales; Cyphellophoraceae
Product: 15-hydroxyprostaglandin dehydrogenase [NAD(+)]
Exons: 2
Coding region: 1-783 (260 amino acids)
Cellular component (GO): cytoplasm
Molecular function (GO): oxidoreductase activity, acting on the CH-OH group of donors, NAD or NADP as acceptor
Source: RefSeq, a predicted model, not a curated record
AUGGCCAAGGUAGCCCUGAUCACUGGUGGCUCGUCGGGUAUCGGCCUUGCCUUGGCCAAGCACCUGGUUGCAAGAGGCUGGGAUAUUGUCCUCGCCGAUCUGCAGCCUCCCAAGGCGAGUGACGACCUACCCAAGGACCGGACUCUCUACAUUUCUACCGACGUAGCAUCUUUCGAGAGCCAAGCCCGCAUACGACCGAGACGAUAUAUUCGCCUCAAUCGACCCCUCCAACCCUCCCCAGAAGCCCGACAUGUGACCUUCGAUGUCGAUCUCUUCGGCGUAUACUACGGCAUCAAACUCUACGCCCACUACGCCGCCCGGAAUCCAACACCAGGAGGAAAGAUAAUCAUCACAUCCAGCGCCGCCGGUUUCUAUCCUAACCCAGCCAUACCCCAAUACGCAGCAGCCAAGCACGCACUCAUCGGCUUGGUGAGAUCACUAGCACCUCAUUCGGCUCGUCACAACAUCACUAUCAACACUGUUGCACCAACUUUUGUCAACACCAACAUCGAACCCAAAGAGGUCAAGGGGGCAAUUAGCGCCGAGCACCAAACACCCAUGUCCGUAAUCAUCCAGGGCUUUGAUGAGCUCAUGGAUGAAGAGAAGGGGCACAACGGAGCCGCAGUGGAAGGCUGUCAGGAUGGUCUGUAUUAUCGGCAGCCCAUUGAAGUAGUUUCCCCGUCCGCGAAGCGCUUGAGAGAGGCAGGCGAUAUGCAGAAGUGGGUUGAGUUGUAUGUGCAGAGGAAUGUUGAGAGGAUGCGGAGGUCCCAAAAGGCCAGGUGA